GAAGAAUCGUCACUCUUCCUGAUAGAACUGAUAUUUCAUGAACUUUUUAUAGUCAUCGAUAAGCAUAUCUUUUAACAUAAUGUGAUAAAAUGAAAUCUUUUUUAAUUCUGAAUUUGUGUCAAUUCAUUGGACAUUUUACUUAUUUACUGGCGUACAAUAUUGAUGUUGAUAAACCCGUGAUUUAUGCAGGUGUUGCUGGGGAUCAGUUUGGAUAUUCAGCAGAAAUUUUAUCAAAUAACAACGAAAAACGUAUUAUUAUCGGUGCACCGGAAACAAACCGGAGUGUAGGAGUGAUUUAUUCCUGUCCAGUAAACGCCACGGAACCUCAAGUAAACGUCACAGACUGCUCACAAAUACAACCUCGAAUGGUAUUAGCACAGAGAUUUGGUUCCACAAUAUAUAGACAUGCAGAAUCCAUUGUUGUAUGUUCUCCACUUACGAAAAAUUUCCUCGACAAUGACGUCACACCAGGAGGAUGCGAAAUGUUUUUUACAAACAUGACUAGGCAAGGAAAUUUGGUCAUCAGAGCCCAGCAAACAAAUAAGAAUUUUCCGGAACAUGCCGAAGGGAUGUUUGGAUUUUCUAUUAUUGCUGAGAAUGAGACGUCAUUUGUACUCGGUGGUCCAAACGCCUGCGGAAAUGAUGGGGGUCUAGCAUUAUUUACCGAUGUAUCAAGGACUGCAGAUUAUCUGUACAACACCAACUGUUCAAGGUUCUCUGGUGGAUAUUAUUAUGGAUAUGCCUUAGAUGUGAUGAAGUACAAAGGAAAUAAUUUGUUCGUCGUGGGUUCUCCAGGUUUUACCAAUAGAGAGGGAGUCCUAGGAUUGAUGGAGGUCGUAAAAAUUGAUACUAAAAGUAGCAAACAUGUCUUGCAAACACAGAAAAAAAUACCUGGGCAUCAGAGUGGAGGAGGAUUUGGACAAUCAGUUUGUGUCAUUGAUGUCAACAAUGAUGGAUUAGAUGAUAUUAUUGUUGGAGCACCAUCAGAAUACCUCCGUGUUACCAGUAAAUCCUCUGUUGUUAUUGACGUUGGCAGUGUUUAUAUCUAUCUAGGAGAUGCUAAUACUACUAUUCUUGACAAAGAGAUACGUAUAACAGGGGAUUCGAUAGUAUCAGGAAGAUUUGGAUCUGCAGUGUCUGGAAUAGGGAAUAUCAACGAAGACGAUUUCCAAGAUCUUGCAGUUGGAGCGCCAUUUGAAAACGACAUGAGAGGUGCUAUUUACAUCUUCAAUGGACGUAAUCUUAAAAAUGUGCAGACAUGGAAAUAUUCUCAGAAGAUUGAAGGGACAACAAUCAAUAGUAACCUGAGAGGGUUCGGAUUUUACAUCUCCCAGACACAGGAAGAUAUAGAUAACAAUAAAUAUAAAGAUUUUGCUGUUGGCUCGUAUAAAUCUGGGAUGGCUGUCGUGUUAAGAUCGCGACCAAUCAUAUCCAUAGAACCUAAAAUUUCCUUUCUACAAAACCCUGUUCCUUUGAAUUCGUCAGAACUGAACUGCUCAAAGGGGAAUGACUAUCCUUGCUUGGGUGUAGAAGUUUGUUUCAAUGUCACAGGGAAAGGAAUCCAAUCUGGAACUUAUAUAAAUUUCACCGUUUGGGGUGACACAACAAUGACCAAUAAAAGAAUAGCUAUGGCUGGAAAUGAAAGCAGUGUAGAUAUAUCUAAUUUCCUGGUAUAUAGAAAUAAAUAUUCCUGCAAAAUCUUACAAGCAGCUGUAUCGAAAAUGGGAACGAUUUUCUUUAAUGCUAUCAAUGAACCUUUAGAAUUUAAAGUUAAUCUAUCACUGAGCGGAAGAACCCGUGAAUAUGAAGUUUUGCCAAUUUUGAAAAAGGGUUCCAUUACUUCUCACCAAAACAAUGUAACGUUUAGAACAGGAUGUACACAAAACGAAACAUGUCAGCCACAGUUUUUAGGAGACGCUGAAAUCAAUGAUCAUAGGGACAAUGGAGAAUUUGAAACAUUCAAAAUGGAUUUCCUUCUUAGAAACCAUGGUGAUCCAGCAAGUUCAACCAUGAUAGAAAUUUCGAAAACUAAAAAAGCAAUUUAUUCUGGUAUGGUGGUAUCAGCACAAUCGGAAAAAGUUGUUUGCAAGGAAACCAACUCUACUCUAGUUACAUGCAAUGUCACAACUGACCCGUUCUAUCCACACAUGGUGGUGCAAAUUAGUCUAGAUUUCAAAAUUGAUCCACAAAACAAUGAUGCUACAGGUUAUGUAGACUUCAAUAUCUGGGUGCAAUAUAUUCCUACUGGUCGGAUUUCUCCAGGAAGAUCUAACAAAACGCACGCCUUACUAAAGCAGCUGGCUGUCGUAUCAGUCGGUGGGGAACCUAGUCAGGACCAAAGGGAAAUGGACACAAAUUCUGAGAUGUUGAUUCAUAAGGAAACCUUUCGAGUCUAUAAUAGAGGACCGAGUACAGUGGAUGGUCUGAUUCUACAGAUAGGUGUACCAACCUCUGUUGCUGGUGUACAGAUCUUAAGUGAACUUAACUACGAUAAAAGUACUUGUAAUCUCACAACAAAUGCUGAUCUUUCAACCAAAGACAAAGAUGCAAAACCAAUGUUUCAACCCGACGCAAAACCUCAAGUGGACAACAAACAAAACAGUUUGUUUAUUAACUGUUCGCAGCGAGAUGUAAAGUGCCAUCUGCUCCAAUGUAAAAUAAAGAAACUUUCACGUGACAACUUAAAUGAUAUAAUGCUUACUUUGAAUCUUACAACAAAUAUUUUAAACCUGCUUGAGAAAUCCCCGGUUGUUAAAUAUAUAACAUCGGGAAAACUUAUUUCCAACUAUUCAGACUUCGAAGGCGAUCUUCAGACCACGGAUGGAGAGAUUGUCCUAACAAUAAUUCCGAAAAAGAUUGUCUUUGAAACCAGAAAAAUUGAUCUCGGAGUUGUCAUCGGCGGUAGUGUUGGAGGAUUUGUGUUUUUAGUCAUUAUAGGAAUUAUCUUAUGGAAGGUUGGAUUUUUCAAGCGAAAAAAGAGGGAAAAGGUUGACGAGUUUAAACGAAGAACUGCUUUGCUGAAAAGACAAUCAAGGAUGUCUAAGCUGUCUCGUGUUGAUGGGGCAAAGGAUAAUCGAUUUCAAGAGCGGGAGGACUGAAUGAUGAUUAAAUAUUAUGUGUUUGUCCGUGUAUAUGUGUGUUUCAAAUGAUAAGCAUAUUCGCUUGGCUAUACAUAUAUUGUGAGAUAAUUUUGUGAGUUAAACUAGUGAAAGAUGAUAAAGUUUGCAUGAGCGCAGUAUUAGUAAGUUAAAUGUAUUAACAACGCGAAAUGUUAUGAAAAGUGAUUAUUGUAUUUUGCAUAAUAAAAUUCUGCAUUGAGACCAACGCAGAAUGUAAUACUGCAACAUGUAAUGACACAAUAUUCAGAUUAUUCCAUUUUGCGUUCAUACAUUUCGCAUUGAGAUUAACGCAAAAAGCAGUAACACCUAUGUACUUUAUUUAUUGUUGUUUCAUUUGUGUUAAUUACUUUUUGCGUCGAAGAGUACGCAAAAUGUAUUUAAAUGUUGUAACACAUUUUCUUAAUGAGAAACAUGAAUGCUUUGAUAUCAUCAUUGAAUUCAGAGCACUUGCAUGUAGAAGCAGAGUGAUUUUCAAUACAGUAUGAAAAUUUUGUGGAUAAACUAUUUAGAUGAUAUGAAAAUUUCUGCAUCCAAUUUUUAUUGAGAACAAGAUUUUCUUAAGGUACUCCGAUCCUCAGGUUCUAAAAAUCAGGCAUUGACUAAUUGAAAAUGCUUGCAAAAGUGUCUCUCAUUUCUCAAGUAAUUUGUUUUUAUCCAUAUCGAUAAUUCUUCAAACUCCAUCUUUAAAAUUAAU
Molecule: messenger RNA, 3813 nt
Organism: Saccostrea cuccullata (small rock oyster)
Lineage: Eukaryota; Metazoa; Mollusca; Bivalvia; Ostreida; Ostreidae
Product: integrin alpha-9-like
Exons: 21
Coding region: 90-3098 (1002 amino acids)
Biological process (GO): cell-matrix adhesion; cell-cell adhesion; cell adhesion mediated by integrin
Cellular component (GO): integrin complex; external side of plasma membrane
Molecular function (GO): integrin binding
Source: RefSeq, a predicted model, not a curated record